Messenger RNA from Nothobranchius furzeri (turquoise killifish), 8202 nucleotides. Lineage: Eukaryota; Metazoa; Chordata; Actinopteri; Cyprinodontiformes; Nothobranchiidae. The record is from RefSeq and is a predicted model, not a curated record.
UUGCUCUUUGAGCUUUGAGGGUCUACAAAUGAUAAACUUCUGAGCCGAUUCUUCAUCGUGACCCCCUUUGUUUUCAUUGAGCGAUGAGUCUCUUUCACACGAGACGAGGAUCUUGUCGGGUGGGCACUGCAGAGGAACAAAAUAUCAUAUUUUCACCGAGUUCUGUCUUUGCUCUGCUCUCUGUCCCUCUUCAUCUCCCUGCAUCUGCCAUCUCUCCCCCACACCCCCGUGUUGGAAUAUCUUCAGAGUGCGCGCCUCUGUUUUUUCAUCAGGGUUAUGAAAGCUGAGAGAGGGGGAAACAGAUGAAUAAAAAGAGAGGAAUGAGAUACUGUGCUGAGGCAAUGUCACUGACUGAGAGCUCUGAGAAAUGUACAAGGGAAUAAGAUUGGGAGCUGCUGCAGGAGAGCACAGAUUUGAAUCUUGUUUUUUGGGGAUUCUCAGUCUCACCCCCCCUCCCUUUUGCAGUGUGGUGAUUUUCAUUUUUUCGCUUAGCCUGCUAGACUGUGCUAUAUUUCACUUUUCAUGUCUGUUUCUCACCAUCAGCGCCUCAUGAGAUAUGCAAAGAUGAGAACCUCCUCUCCAUGUCGUGGAAGAGAGCCUCGGCUGGGGAAAACGGUCUACAACAAGUGUCCAACGAACGCCACUGGGUCUGCUAGUCGUCGAUGUAUGCUGGACAAUAGCGGAGUUUGCUUUCUGGGGUCCUCCGAGCUUCGCCAGAUGCGUCUCAAUUGAAUAUAGACAAUUACAUAUAACUUUACGAGAACAUCUUGCGAAGGGUCAGAGGACCCUGGCUGGGGAGGGCAUGUCUCAGAUCGUACGGAGUCUCCUGGACCUCUUGCAGAGGAGGAGCUACUACAGUGGCGACCUUCUCUUCUCCACGGAGAUCCUGCGAAAUGUGACGGACACCUUCAAAAGAGCAACCUACAUCCCAGCUCCCGACGACAUGCAGAAAUUCUUCCAGAUUGUCAGCCACAUGUUGGACUUGGAAAAUGUUGAGAAAUGGGAGGACGCUCACCAGGUCGCUCCCGGCGCUGCUUUGCUGAUGAGAAUUUUAGAAGAUUUUAUUCACCUCAUCGGAGAAGCCCAGAAGCCUUUUCAGAGUUUCCUAGUGGUUACUAACAACCUGAUGAUUACCAUUCAGAGAGAGCCAGUGUCGGCUGUCUCAAGUGAUAUCAACUUUCCCAUGAAAGGACGAAGAGGGAUGAAGGACUGGGCUAGAACAGCAGAGGAUAAGCUUUAUAUCCCCAAAGAAGUCUUUACCAGCCCGACUGAAGAGACAGAAACAGAAACAGAAUCUACGGUGUACUAUGUCAUCGGAGCCAUUUUGUACAGAACCCUGGGCAUCAUCUUACCUGGACCCAUUCCCCCUGCGGUGGUCAACUCCAAGAUCCUAACGGUGACGGUGCAACCAGAACCAAAGCCAAGAGAGCCCAUGGUUGUGGUGGAGCUGUCACCACUUUAUAAUGGCACAUCGGAUCCUCAGUGCGUUGUCUGGGACUAUGGCAACCCGGAAGCUGGAGCAGAAAACUGGGGCACAGAAGGCUGCCAAACGCUCGCGUCAAACACUGUCCACACCAAAUGCCUGUGCAGCAGGAUAUCCACAUACGCCGUGUUAGCGCAGCAAGCUAAAGACCCGGACAUGGGUCCCACCAGCAUGCCCUCAGUGCCCGUCAUGGUAGGAUGUGGGGUUUCUUGUACCGCUCUCCUCAUCCUACUGCUAAUCUACGCUGCCUUCUGGAGGUACAUCCGGUCUGAGAGGUCAAUCAUCUUGGUGAACUUCUGCCUCUCCAUCCUGGCCUCCAAUCUUUUGAUCUUGGUUGGACAAUCUCAAACAGUGAGCAAGGGACUCUGUACUGUGACUGCUGCCUUUCUGCAUUUCUUCUUCUUGGCUUCCUUCUGCUGGGUGCUGACUGAGGCGUGGCAGUCCUACCUGGCAGUUAUUGGGAAAACCAGGUCACGAAUCAUUCGCAAGCGUUUCCUGUGCCUCGGUUGGGGUCUCCCAGCCCUCGUUGUGGCGGUGUCGGUGGGUUUCACCAGAGCCAGAGGUUAUGGGACGGCUAGCUACUGCUGGUUGUCCUUGGAGGGAGGUCUGCUCUAUGCCUUUGUUGGUCCUGCUGCUGUCAUCGUCCUGGUGAACAUGCUCAUUGGAAUCGUGGUGUUCAACAAGCUCAUGUCCAGAGACGGCAUCUCAGACAAGUCUAAAAAGCAGCGAGCCGGUGUACCGAUGGAGGCGCGUAGCCGACUGCUCCUGAAAUGCUCCAAGUGUGGCGUGAUCUCAAGCACCGCUUUGUCCAGCUCGACGGCCAGCAGCGCCAUGGCGUCCCUGUGGAGCUCCUGUGUGGUUCUUCCUCUGUUAGCGCUCACCUGGAUGUCAGCAGUGCUCGCCAUAACUGAUCGCCGCUCCACACUUUUCCAGGUCCUCUUUGCUGUCUUUGAUUCUGUCCAAGGAUUUGUCAUCAUCACCGUCCACUGUGCCAUGCGCAGAGAGGUGCAAGAUGCAGUGCGCUGUCGGAUGGGAGGAUGCAAGGACAACAGCGAAAAUUCCCCAGACUCCUGCAAGAAUGGACAGGUGCAGAUCAUGACGGACUUUGAGAAGGACGUGGACUUGGCCUGUCAAACAGAAAGAGGACACCCAUUCAUUUUCAAGGAGGUUAACACCUGUGACCCAGCCACCAUCACUGGAACCCUGUCUCGAAUUUCCCUGGAUGAUGAGGAUGAUCCAAAGCUUGCGGCUCAUCAAGAGAGGGGAGUCGGUGUCAACUUCAGCUCCCUCCCUGGUAACAUCCCACCUCCAAACCUCAUUGUGCAGGUUCCCACUUUAGGAGGCCUCAACGAGCUCAACGAGUCGCCCCUAAAGAAGGAGGUAAACGUGGACCAGCAGAAACAGCAGGAGCAGCAACGCAGCACUGCUCCAAUCUACCUGUGCACCGAGAGUGGCCUGGGAUGGGCUCGACCGCCCACUUCCUCCAACAACUCCCAGGAUGGAAGUGCAGGAAGUGGUGGAAGUGGAGGAGGAAGUGGUGGAGGAGUAGAGGGAGAUUAUAUGGUCUUACCUCGUAGGACGGUCAGUCUUAAACCUCCAGGGCCCUCCUCUCAAGGAGGAGGCCUGGGACUGGGUGGCGAGGACAAGCCCCUUAACAUUGCAGUGGAGGACCCUCCCUUCCCCCCACCUCCCUCUCCUCUCACCCUCCACCCAGCAGAGAGCGAGGCCUAUCCAGCAGACUUUGUGCUGUCCAACGUGGGUGACAUGAAUAUCACCAUGAACCUAAACCGCUCCUAUGGGACUAUCAAAACUAUGCCCCAUGGGCACGGCCACUUGAUGGCUCAGGGGGGUCAUGUGCACUCCCACGGAGGACACAUGCAUUCCCACGGGCAUUCACUCCACCUAAAGCCAGGCCAGAGGCCAUCUGUCAGACAGAUUCUGACUGGGGGAACGCCGGUGGAGAGAACCCGAACCCUCCCACGCAACCUGGGAAGCACCAACGCAAACAGCAGCCUCUCCGCAGGAUCUCUAGAGAGGAAGAGAGUACGGUACUCUGAGCUGGACUUCGAGAAAGUGAUGCACACUCGCAAAAGACAUUCUGAGUUGUACCAUGAGCUCAACCACUCGUCCAAGUUCCACACCAUAGACAGGUAUAACAGGGACCCAGCCAUGUCCACAUUCAAGGUUCCCUCUCCCCCACCACCGAGGCAUAACACAGAGCCAUCGCUAGCGCGCAGACCGUCUCUUGUUUACAAAGAAAGUCAACAGGGAAAAGAGAUGGAGCAUUUCGUCUACCGGAGGUGAAAAGAACUCGUUGAGUGACAAGUCAACCCCAGAAGAUCAGAGCUCCUGGGACAGCUUCAAGACCAUGACCCCCCAGCUGUCCAUCAUGCCUGGGGAGCAAAACAACCGUCUGGAACUGCACAAUAAAAACUGGGACUCAUCCUCAGCUAACACGCCCGACUCAUCCGAGGGAGACUUUCAGACUGAAGUGUGAAGACACACACAUACACACACACACACACACACACUCUCAAACAUUUUCAUCUCCUGUCGAGAUGAAGAUGCACACAGAGAUACUGGACUCUAGAAAAGAUAUACAUAGGUAUGACUUUUUUUUUCCUUCUUUGUGCGAGGAGAUGAGACACUCUGCUCCCGUCUCAUGCGACGUGCUUUUGGACCCCAUACUGUAUUUGUUUACAGCCACGGAGGACAGAUAUGAAGGGGGGACUGUUCUACUAUAUAUUUUUCGCAAAGACUACUGAAAAGAAAGAACAGGGGCUGGACACGUCCGUGACUGAAGACCGUUUUUAAAUGAACUUAAAGGAUAUAAAAAAAACUUAUUUCUGAGAAAAAAUGUCUUGAUUUUAUUCUGAAGAUAAGAAGAAAAUGUCUUUUGAGUGUUUGACAACACGGGGGGUGGGGUGGGGGGUGAAAAACAAGAAUAUUUCUGCACUUCUAUUGUUUUUUUAAUAGCAAAAACAAAAAGAUCUCACUGAUGUUCCUCAUGCUGAUAGUCCCUUCCCCUGCACCAAAAGCAUUUCUCUGUUUCCCUUCUAAAGAACAACAAAAGGAUUCACUCACUCAGAUUUUCUAAAUGUUUUAAAGUCCUAAUUCAGAUUUUUUUAUGGGAGAUUGUUGGAAAUGUUAUGAAUAAUUAUUAGAUUAAAGAAAGCUUUUAAUAUGGCCUCAAGAUGGAGAAACAGAGAUUAGCUCUAACUGGAUUGACAAGCUAACGGUUAGGCUCAGCACGAUCUGUUUUGAAACGGAUUUCUGUCAUAUUAAAAAAACGACUUUAUUUUGUAAAUAUCACUAAAUACCCUUUUUAAAAGUGUUCGGCACAGCAUAAAUGUAGAAUUAAAUGGGCAUUUACCCAGAUUCACCGGGUAUUAGCGAUGUUCACCGUCAGCCACCAAUGCGGUGGGGACAACUCCUAACAUCAAAAACCUCUUAUUGGCCACUUAACUUAUGACUAAUGAGAGAUAUAUGUAGAAACAGCUAUUUUCUCUUUAUACAGAUAAAUGCAGCUCAACAUGACAACAAAGCAACAAUCGUGCAUUUUUAUAUAAAAGAGACAUGUUUCUAAUGACAGCAGCUAGCCUUCAGAAAUUGGCAUGAUGAGCCCAUGAUUACAGGUGUGGUGAAGAGUCAUCAGGAAAGUGGCAUCAAUGAUCUCCGUACGUUAGAUGACAUGGUCUUUCACCAUUUACAGGCUGAAUGUCAGCAGGACCUUCUAUCAAAUAAAAAUGCAAUUGGAGAUAUUGAGAAAAGUAAGUUUCUUAUCGAUAUAAUACAGAAAGCAAUAGUAAUAAUCAGUCAUCAUUUCAGAAAAGGAACAGUUCCUGGUUUUAAAGAACAGGCUAAGUGUAGAAAGCCCGGUUGAAGAUGUAUUACUGAAUAAUAACUUAGAGACUGAAGAUGUUUUCUUUAGGAUUUCAGAAACCUUUAGUUUGCUUAUGUUUUAAUCUUUCCACUUAGAACAAUUCUCUGUUUCUCCAAGCUGAAGUCAUUCACAGUGCACCUUCAACAGGCUGAUUGUUCUUAGAGCUGGAUCUGAACCACCACUUUAAUCACAGAGUACUGGGGGAGGGACCGAGGUAAUCACUGAUACGUGCCAUUCUCCUUCCCGUUCAGCUGUGUCAGCGUUCCAUAGUUUAUAUUGUGUUUUUCAUGUUUCAGUCCAUGGUUUGACACUGUAAAACAGUGACUGAAACAAAUACGUUCAGAUUAGUUUGUUUUUAAGUUGUUCAUUUUCAGUAGUUACACAUGUUUUAUUUACAGAGACUGGGUUGUUUUCCAGAGGAACGUGAGGGAUGGUCAUGUUGAAAACGGCGUCUCCGUCUUUCUUUUACAAAUGCUUUCAUUGUGGCUGAACCUGAUCAGACCCAGUUAUAAGUUAGAUGCCAGAAGAAAGGAGCUCAUAUGUGCUCCAUUCAAAUUCCUUUCACCAUGCCGAUUUGAUUUAGCAACCAGCUCUCACUUGUCAGCCUAAUGGAGAAAUGGCGUUAGCUUUGUUGGCUGAUCAUUUGAUAAACAAGCUCAAGAGCAACAUACAAACAUAAAUCCAGUCUCUCCAAAUCCCCCAGUGUCUCAGGCUGCUGUUUCUCCUCCUCUCUCUCUCCCUGCCCAACAAAAAAACUCUGAAGCAUGAAAUCUUAAUGCUAGCAACAAGGCCUGAUGUAUAAUUCCUCAUUCACAUGGAUCCCCUUCUUUCCCGAGUCUGAGAGCACAGCAGCUGCCAAAAGCGGGCAUAAAAUAGAAAGAUAGAGAAGGAAUCACAGAGGUUAUGAGGCUGCACAGCGUCACAAUGAAGAGGAGCCGACCGUGAUGCUUCCUGUUUGACAUUCAGCAUCCAUCCUGGUCGUGAUGCAAGAGGAUGGCUGCUCGCCUGCUGCUGCUGCUCUAGCACAUUGGUUCUCCUCGUUCUGAAGGAAAAAUGUGUCAAAUUGCUGGACGAAUUCAAUAUGGAACUCAAUAACACCUCUGUCUGCGCUGCAAGCAGGUGCCAUUAAUCUAGAAGGCAGGAGGAAGAAACGAGACGAGUAAUAGAGGUGGAAAGCCAAGACAGACUCCAAAGACACAUUGGGUUUAAAAAAAAAAACUAAAUGCAGGCAGGACUGCAGAAGAAGCUCAGUGCUCAAAACAGUAAUUAUCCAGGGAUGAUGAUUUGUCCUGACAUUUUCCGAUGCAGCUCUCAAACCAUCUGCUUAAAGAUCCCUAAUGUGGUAGUAGAGCAGUGCAGCGCAGAUGGCGAAACAAGAGUGUUGCCCUCCUAACCUUCCAAGCUAAUCAGCUGAUAGGAAAACCUAUGGCUCCUCCCCUCUCUGGGGAGUGAGACCGGUUUCAUCCCAAGUUGCCAAGGUAAGGUCACAUUCACCCGACCUCCUGCGUGGCCUUGGGAUCCUUCUAACAAAGCCGUCGUCUGGCAGCUACACUCAGUAGGUUUCACUCAGUAGCAUUAUCCUGCUCUUCUCACGACUAUUAAACCGAUCUGUUCUGUUGUGUUACCAUGGUAAUAAGAUCUGCUGGAUGACAGAAACAAUAUUUCAGUGCAGAGGUUUUGUUCCAUCAGCUAUAUUUUUGUAUUAUGUGGACAGUUUUGAGCCCAGUGACUGUUUCAGUUCCUGGAAACUAAGUGAAAUGCUUCUGGAUGGAUUGAGUGGUCCACCAUGCAUACAACAGCCUGUCUAUUUUACAGAUUCUGUUUCGGUAAUGAAACAUGCUGCGAUAGUAAAUGGAAUUUUCAGCCAGUUUCAGCAGUAAGGUUUUAAUAAAAUGCUAUAUUCUCCCUUAUAGAUGGUUUCCUAAAGUUUGCAUGACUCAGGACUAAUUAGUUAACUGCUGGUUUAAGCUCAACUCAAACCAAAGUGGAAUCUAGUCAUUUGAAAGCAGCUGUGUCCUGUUAUAGAAGCAGUAUGGACUUUCCUCUCCCCAGCCACAUCUGCCAGCUCCUCCAAUGAGAUACCAACAUGUUCCUAAACCAGCACAGAGCUACACAGAUAUUUGCACCAUCUUGGUUUGGCCUCAGGGUCUCCUCCCAGAAGGAGAUGCACAAAACACCUCCCCCAGAAGGAACACAUCCUGACCUAAUGCCCAAACAGCCCCAGCUAGAGGAGCAGCAGCUCUACUCCAAGUCCCAAACUCAACUCUGAGACAUAGCCUGUAAUCCCAGCUGCUUGUGUUGGAAGUUUUGUUUUUUGGUCAUUAUCCAAAGCUCAUGAGUAAUGGUGAGGGUUGGAAUGUGGACUGAUGGGCAUAUAAAACAUUUGGCCUCUGGCAUCUUGUCCUUCUUACGUCAGUGGUUCAGCAUUGCUAAAAAACCGUUAAAGAAAGUGACACUUUGGCCUUUGGACUAGCUAGUCAGUCCAGAAAGAUGUAAACAGAGACAGUUCAAGAAGCAGUCUACCAUGGGAGACGGUUCUUUUUUUUCUUCUAACAUUUAAGCAGAAACAAAAAUUCCCAUUGGAGAAAACUGGUCAGCUGGUCCGUACAACAGCGUUUGAAGUUGCUUUCAUUUCACUGAGUGCUGAUGACACCAGAAGCUCACCUCAACCCUACAACCCUGAAUGUUCCACUAACUUCUAAAACCACGAUUUGUUACUGAAACCUCACCCUCACUUUCUCCCUCAUUUUUGGUUCUUUUUAUACAUAAGAUUGUACAAAGUAGUCCUCUAAUGUUUUCAUAGUGUCUUUUUUAUGAAAAUAAAUUUUCAAACGGA